AUGGUGCUGCAACAGCAGACCUUUAUGCAGACAAUGACUGCUUCGUUUCAGCAGCAACAGCAGUCGUUUCAGCAGCAGUCACAGACGUUUAUGCAGACCAUGGAAGCAUCUGUGCAGCAGCAACUGCAACUGGUGAAGCAGCAAGUUGCGAGUUCAGCGCCUGUACCACCUGUGGCACCAGGAUCUCCAGUUUUGGAAUCCUAUCGGAUAAGUACUCCGAGCCCGGGUAGGUCUCCACCACCCCCACCUCCAAGAGAUCCUCAGGAUGCGGAGAGAGAUGUCUUUGCUAAAUCAGACAAAUGGUUGCCAAGUUUACCUAUCAUUGACUUUUCGUCAUGGAAGGAUAGGAUCUCUGAAGCUUUAGGCUUCCUCACCUGGAUGGAGAAGUUGACCAGUUGGGUUGGUUUGGGUUCUGAAGUGUUCCCAAAUGAGCUCAUGCAUGCUGUUCGGACAAAGGAUGAAGGUGUCCUUGGUCAAGAUAGGCUGACUGUUGAGCAGCAGAAGAGAUCGAUUCGGUUGUUGCACAUCUUGCGGCAAACCUUUGCAGGCCAUGAUAAGAGUUCUCUGAUUUUGCAGAACUAUGUGGAAGGAGCGGCUUCGUAUCAGCAAUCGGGAUUUGUGGCUUUGAGAUUGUUAGCGAAGGAGUUUUGCUUGAAAUCUCGGUUUGAGUGUCUCUAUUUCAGAGCACAGUUGGCCAAUCAGACGGUGAGAGCGCCAACUAUCCCUGAGAUUGUGAGAAAGAUUGAGUCUGAGCAACAUAAGUAUUCGAAACUGUUGAACAGUUUGGAUUCGGACGUGCAUUCGCAAGGACUCGAGCUGCAAGAAGCAGAUUUGGUUAUGGUGUUGCUUAGAAGUUUGCCCGAGAGGUGUCGAAGCUACUGCUUGCUUCAUGGUGACAGUGAUUCGUUUGAGGAUCUCAAGCGGGUUGCUUUGAAGUAUGAGGUGCAACAGCGCGUUUGGUCUGAAGGGCCUGGUACAAAGUUGAGUCCGUUCAAAGGUGAUGAGAAAGGAAAAGGUGGUGACGAGAAGGGAACUCCUAAAGGAAGAGGAGGUAAGAAAGGAAAAAGGGAUCGAAGCAAGAGUGCUUCCAGGGGUGGCGCUAAGGGAAACAAGGAUGUGGAGUGUUGGAACUGUGGAAAGAAGGGGCAUUUGUCCCGAGACUGCUGGGCUCCAGCAAAGAAGAAUCAAGGCAAAGAUGCGCCGAAUACGAAGGGUGAUGGAAAGCCCUCGCCGAAAGGUAAGGCAAAGGCCAAGGGUGGAAAAGAUAAGGGCAAAGGAAAAGGCAGAAGCGUUGCUGAAGUGGCGCCUGGUGAAGGUGAGGAUGUUGAUCUCAUUGGAAAUCAGGAAUGGACUGAGCCAGAGUCCGAGGCUCUUGUGAGCUCGGUGAUGCAGAUCGUUGAAGAGGCUCGACGGGAUUGGAUUCCGCCGGCCCAGGAUGAGUUUGUUGUGACUCGAGAAACAGAUUUCAAAGUUCGGAUGGCCGAAUUGGAACAUAGGAUUGCAAGUGAUCUCAGUGAGAUGCUGGGAAAGGAUAUGCCAGGGUCGGUGAAGUUACUGAAAGGAUCUCAGAUGAACGGAGCUAGUAGCCUGAACAACGACCAGAUGGCAAAUUGGUGGCUCAUUGAUUCUGGUGCUUCAAUGACAGUGAUUGCCAAGAAGUUUCUCGAUUCCUUCAAUGUGGUGUCAAGGAUGCCUUUGUGUCCGAGUGAGAGGUACUCAGCUGCAAAUGAUACGCCUGUGACGGUGUUUGAAAGGGUGAGAGUGAGAGUGAAGAUGCCUCUGUAUGAAGGGGAUUCGUAUAUCGGGAUGGUCCCGGUGAUGGUGACUGGAGUUGUAGCUGAGGUUGGUCACAACAUAUUGAGCACGGAGCACAUGGUGGCUACCGGCUGGGAAGUGAAGUUUUCGAAAGCGGAGAUUUCGCUUCGCCGGGUGAAAGGAGGAUUGGUUGGAUAUGGACAGUCCUGGGCUGGAUGUCCAUGGAUUUAUCUGCAAGGUGCAGAAACGUCAUCCAAGAAGGUGACCUUUGGAAGGACUCAUGUGAAGAUGGAGGUAGACCAAGAGGGUUCUUCAAGUCCCAUGGAAGUUGGGAACGUGUCAGCUAUGACUGUGAAGAUGAAAGAGGAUCUCGAGGUUCAUCGGAUGCGAGGACAUAUCCCUUUCAUGCCUGGGUGUCCCCAUUGUCAAAAGACAAGAGGUGUGACGCAAUAUAGGAGAGGCAAGGAAGUGGGUAAUCGCCCUGCGGAGCUGCAAGCGGAUUUUUGUUUCAUCAACUUGGUUACUGGUACCUUUGUUAAGGACCAGCCCAAUGCACCCAACAUGAAGAUUUUGGUGAUGACGGAGAUGUCUAUCAGAAUGGUUGGUUGUGCCCUUGUCGGGACAAGUGCGGAUCACACAUCGACCUGGAGUAGGUACUGGAUGAAUGCUUUUGGGUUGACGACUGCUGGAUCUGCGGUGUUACUUCGGGACAUGAAUCCGUUGGCGGAGUUGAAAGAGCAGUUCGGCUUGAUCUACUGUGCUGCAAUGCACAAUCAUCAUUCGGCUGCGUUUGAUGGAAAGAAGUCUCCUCAGGAAGAAUAUGAUGAGCUGGCACAGUGGCUGAACCAGCCAUCCACACUUCGCAACGUUCAAAUUGUGUUCUUACAGGAGACCUGGCGCAGUGCUUCGGAGUUUUCCACACAGCAUUGGCAUUGGAUCCUGUCAGGUGUAGGUCAGACUGCCAAGGCCAACAAUGGCAGUGGUGUAGCCGUAUUGGUCAACAACCAGCUUGCCUCCUCAUCUCAUAUUCGCUAUCAGGAAUGGGUCCCAGGCCGUCUUCUGGAGGUUCGCAUCACGGAGGACAAGCGCCGACCUCUCUUACAUCGGCCCAUUACUCUGGUGUGCGCCUACCAACACUCCAGAAUCUCCCAUAGUCCUGAGGUCUAUGCAAAACGAUUACGGUUCUGGGAGAAGCUCCAGAAAUGUCUUGAUGCGGUGCCAGCUAGGCACACUCUGAUCUUUGGUGGAGAUAUCAGUACUGGUAUCUCCCCGAUGCCAAGGCUCGUCGGAAUGAGUGCUCAAGUCAGUACCAACCCUGCACAGGAUCAGCAUGAGUGGCAGGAUAUCGUACAGCAACAACGCCUCUGUCUUCUGAACACGUGGGGACCCCCGGGUAAAGCAGCCACAUAUGUGGGAACGGACUACUCUACAUUAAUUGACUACCUGGAUGUCAGGGAGCGUGACGCUGGACAUCGCCUCAACCCGCCCGUAUGGAUCAUCUUGGCAUGGCUCAUGUACUAUUGCAAGAUCCUCAGCAAGCUGACAAACUGCGGAGUGUUGUCAGGAGCCAUCUGA
Symbiodinium sp. CCMP2592 is the source of this 3330-nucleotide messenger RNA. The record is from the annotation of a GenBank genome assembly. Lineage: Eukaryota; Dinophyceae; Suessiales; Symbiodiniaceae.